UGCAGACAAGAUAACUAAUGUCAAAAUAACCAAUUGAAGAAAAGCACACAUAAUUCAUCAUAAACUAAAAUUUGUAUUUAAAAAAAAAAAAGUCUUAAUGAAUGUCGAAAUAGAUACAAAAUGUUGCCGAACUUGUUUGGAGUCAACUGUGGAUAAUUAUUUAGUAGACAAUCCUGAAUUAGUGAAAAAAAUUGAAUUUGUAACUUCUUUAAGAAUAAGUGAAAAUGAUGGUUUACCAAUAUACUUUUGCAACUCUUGUCAAAAAAAAUUAGAAAUUUCAUAUCAAUUUAGAUUACAAAGUAUUCGAGCAUUUAAAUACCUUAAAAAUCACAUAAACCAAAUUCAAAAUCAAUUCGAAAAAAUUAUUAAAAAAAAUCCCAUUUCUAAAAAAGAAAGCGAUAACAAUUCUUGUCAGGAAGAGCCUGACAACGAUGAGAUCGAAUAUGAAGAGAUUAAAGAAUUGAAGAUUGAGAAUCAAGAAGAUCCUUUAGAUUCAGUAGAAAAACCGAAAUCAUCUAAAGCUAAAAAGAAAAAAAUAAACACUACUUCAUUUAAAAAAAAACAAAGCAAUAAAAAUUCUUCAAAGACUAAUGAAGAUUUCAAAGAAAUAAAUGUACAUAAAAUUAAUAACGAUGAUAUUUUUAAUGAAAACAAUGGUAUUGAGUAUUCAAAAUGCGAUAUUUGUCAAAAAAUGUUCAGAAAAGGGAAUCUGAAACGGCAUAAGGAAACCCAUUCUGGAGAUCGUAAAUUCACUUGCCAAUUGUGCAAUAAGUCUUUCACACAAAAAUCGUCACUUCAACGUCACCAUUUAACCCAUACUGGUGAAAGACCAUUCAAAUGUGAUGUAUGUGAUAAAAGAUUUUCCCAGUCCAAUAUAUUGAAAUUUCACAUGACACUUCAUGGAAAAGAAAAAACGUAUAACUGUUCAAUAUGUCCUUACAGAUUUAUAAGACCAGAAAAUUUAGCGAAUCAUAUGAGAGAAAAACAUUCAUCAGGGAAUGGAGAUGAAGUGAUUUUGUUUGUGUGCCAAUUUUGCAACAAGGGAUUCAAAUCUAAACAUUCAUUAAAAGUACAUAAAGAAAAAUUACAUAAAGACGAUAUCGUUUUCGAUAUGGAUUGGAGUGAUAUUAAUGAUGAUGAUUCUGAUGAUGCAAAAUGUUAAUUUUAAACGAAUUCGUUCAAAUGAAAUCAAUAAAAGUCUAGAAAGUAAAAGUAAAUUAUAAGACACUAAUCACAUUGUGUUUUAGUUGAAUAAGACAGCUUUGCAAAUU
Molecule: messenger RNA, 1271 nt
Organism: Condylostylus longicornis
Lineage: Eukaryota; Metazoa; Arthropoda; Insecta; Diptera; Dolichopodidae
Product: myoneurin-like
Exons: 5
Coding region: 98-1162 (354 amino acids)
Biological process (GO): regulation of transcription by RNA polymerase II
Cellular component (GO): nucleus
Molecular function (GO): DNA-binding transcription factor activity; zinc ion binding; RNA polymerase II cis-regulatory region sequence-specific DNA binding
Source: RefSeq, a predicted model, not a curated record